Messenger RNA from Lasiosphaeria miniovina, 999 nucleotides. RefSeq names its product succinyl-CoA synthetase-like protein. The coding region runs from base 1 to 999 and encodes 332 amino acids. Gene Ontology annotation, biological process: tricarboxylic acid cycle. NCBI's taxonomy places the organism in Eukaryota, Fungi, Ascomycota, Sordariomycetes, Sordariales, Lasiosphaeriaceae. Gene Ontology annotation, cellular component: mitochondrion; succinate-CoA ligase complex (ADP-forming). Gene Ontology annotation, molecular function: succinate-CoA ligase (ADP-forming) activity; succinate-CoA ligase (GDP-forming) activity. The transcript is spliced from 5 exons. The record is from RefSeq and is a predicted model, not a curated record.
AUGCAGGCAAUCUCCAGACAAACCCGGCCUGCGGGCGCCCUUUUGACGCAGCUUUCGCGGAGAGCCUACACCACGUCGUCGCCCUAUUCCCUCACCAUCCCCAACCUCCGCAUCAAUGGCGAUACCAAGGUUCUCUUCCAGGGCUUCACUGGCAAGCAGGGAAGCUUUCACGCGCAGCAGGCGAUUGACUACGGAACCAAGGUUGUUGGAGGCACAAAUCCCAAGAAGGCCGGCUCAACGCAUCUCGGCCUUCCCGUCUUCGCCAAUGUCACCGAGGCCGUGAAGGCGACCGGCGCAACCGCAACUGCCAUCUUCGUCCCUCCCCCAGUGGCCGCUGCCGGUAUCGAAGAGGCCAUCGCCGCCGAAAUCCCCCUCGUUGUGUGUAUCACAGAAGGAAUCCCCCAGCAUGACAUGGUCCGCAUCACAUCGAUUCUCAAGUCGCAGUCCAAGACGCGCCUCGUAGGCCCUAACUGCCCGGGAAUCAUCGCCCCCGGCCUGUGCAAGAUUGGCAUCAUGCCCGGCUUCAUCCACAAGCGCGGCCGCAUUGGCAUCGUCAGCAGAUCAGGCACCCUCACCUACGAGGCUGUCAACCAGACCACCCAGGCCGGCCUCGGCCAGUCCUUGGUCGUCGGCAUUGGUGGCGACCCUUUCAGCGGCACCAACUUCAUCGACUGCCUCAAGGUGUUCCUGGAGGAUGAGGAGACGGACGGUAUCAUCAUGAUUGGCGAGAUUGGCGGCUCCGCCGAGGAGGAGGCGGCCGACUUCCUCAAGACCUACAACACCGUCAAUGGCGGCAAGCCCGUUGUGUCCUUCAUCGCCGGCAUCUCCGCCCCCCCCGGCCGCCGCAUGGGCCACGCUGGCGCCAUCGUCUCGGGCGGCAAGGGCGACGCCAACUCCAAGAUCAAGGCUCUCGAAUCUGCUGGUGUCGUUGUUGAGCGGUCACCCGCCAGCCUGGGCAAGGCUCUGCGUGACGAGUUCGUCAGGCGGGAUCUUCUCUAA